UUGUCCUUUUCAUGUUACAUAAUAUUGGUAUUAAAGAGGAAUAGGAAAGAAGCAAUUACUCAAGAAUAUGACGUCCCCUGUUUUUAAAUUCUUACUUGAUUCACCUACUUAAAUUUUUUGCUUCAACUAAUCUAAUUGUCAAAGAAACUUUUAUUGUAAGCCAAACCUUCCAACACUUUUUGGACUCACUGAUUCAUCUCCUGGGUAUCAUGUGAAUAUUCUGACUGUUUAUAUCAGUGAAAAAAAUUGUACAUUUGCAAAUUGAUAGAAAGAUGGAUUUCAUAUUUAGGAUUUUAUUAGCUUUUAUGCUUCAUUUAUGCUAUUUAAGCAAGUAGGCACAUGUGAAAGACCGAUAUCAAUUAGCCAUUACAUAAUUAUUUCGCAUCUGUUAAGUCUGUGCGCUGAGGAACACAGUGUGAAUAAGCCAGGCCUAGACCCUCAUCUCUAAAGACUUGCAGUCAAGGAUUGCAGGAGUUUUUGGAAUGUUGAACAGAUGCUGAGCAGAGCUUCUUUUCAUCCAGUCCUCAGGGGAGCUGGUCAGUCAAAUCUGCCAAAAUUCUCUGCCUCUGUGUAUCCUAUCCCUUGGGGGUUUAGCAAAAAGGGCAAUAAUCCUCUGAGUCAGAGAGCAGACCAUCCCUCAUCCUUCACAGCAGCUGGAUACUACCGUGUCCCCUUGCCCCCUGAUGUAUGGGCAGACAGUACUAAAUAUAAUGGAAAGCCAAAAUACUUAACUGGAAACCCUUUGUCAUAUUAAGUAGAUCUCUCUUUGCUUCAAGCUGUAAAGCUGAUGAGUGUUCUCAGAGUCUCUGAGAUGUCUUUGCUAGCGUCUUUGAUCUGUGAAGGAAGAAGAAGAGGACUGGUUGCAGGGUAAGACUGGCCCAGUCAGUAUUCAGGGCAAAUAUAUAUAUAUAUACUUUUUAAAGGUCAAUAUGUUUUUAAAAAAUCCUUUAUUUCCAUAGGUUUUGGGGGAACAGGUGGUGUUUGGUUACAUGAAUAAGUUCUUUAGUGGUGAUUUUGGAAAUUUUGGUGCACCCAUCUCCCAAACAAUAUACACUGUACCCAGUUUGUAGUUUCUUAUCCCUCACCCCCAUUCCAUCUUUCCCCCCAGUCUCCAAAGUCCAUUGUUUCAUUCUUACGCCUUUGCUUCCUCACAUGAUGUUUGGUUUUCCAUUCCUGAGUUACUUCACUCAGAAAAGUGAUCUCCAAUUUUAUCCAGGUUGCUACAAAUGCCAUUUUUUCGUUCCUUUUUAUGGCUGAGUAGUAUUCAAUGGUGCGUGUCUAUAUAUGUGUAUAUAUUAAUACACACACACACACACGUGUGCACACACAUAUGUAUACCACAAUUUCUUUAUCCACUCAUUGAUGGACAUUUGGGCUGGUUCCAUAGUUUUGCAUUUGUGAAUUGUGCUGCUAUAAACAUGAGUGUGCAAGUAUCUUUUUUGUAUAAUGACUUUUUUCCUCUGGAUCAGAUGGUAGUUCUACUUUUAGAUCUUUAAGGAAUCUCCACACUGUUUUCCCUAGUGGUUGUGCUAAUUUAAAUUCCCACCAGCAGUGUAAAAGUGUUCUCUUUUCACCAUAUGCCUGCCAGCAUCUAUUAUUUUUAUAAUUUUUUGACUGUGGCCAUUUUUGCAGGAGUAAGAUAGUAUCACAUCAUGGUUUUGAUUUGCAUUUCCCUGUUCAUUAGCAAUGUUGAACAUUUUUUCAUGUUUGUAUCCCUUAUCUUAGGAUGUAUUUGUGAGAGAGGCCCUCACUUGGAACUUGUUUGUAUUCUUACAUUUUUCACAAUUUCAGCGAGCUUGCUUACCUGGUGUUUAAGUCCACAGCUAACUAGAAGUGGCACUUUAGAGGCUUGGAGAAGGUAUAUUUAGGCCACCUACUCUCUGACAUUAUCAGUAUAGAGCACAGUUGAAACCUGAUGGGAAAAUAAUAAAAAGGUAUAAAAAGUAAAAACUGAUUAUAGUCUGGCAAUAGAAGGUAGAGAGGUAGCGGCAGCUGUGAACACCUUUGGAUGCCUGCAGCAUUGUAAUUCAUGGGCAUGGUGAUGGGUUAGACCAUGUCUCUUGUGAUUUAGGAAAGAUGGGGAAAAAGUAUUCUCAAAUGUCACAGAAAGCUCUCUAUGCUUAAUGGUUAACUUACAUUUUGUUGUUGUUUUGCUUAAAGAUACAAACUUUAGUUUUUUUAUGGUGGUCUAUUCCCCAGAGCUGAGGUUUUAGUGCACAUCUUAUUAAUCAGCCUUUCCCAUAAGCUCUCAAAAAUUAUUUGGACUAUUUUUUUCUUCCUUUAGGGAAGUUAUGAAGAGAAAGAAAAGACAGUGAGUGAUUUGUCAUCUUUUAGGAUAUAUGCGUAUAUAUAUAUAGCACAUUGCCCAGAAAAAAAAAUAUAUAUAUUUCCAACCCCCCCAAUUGGCUUAUUUGACUUUAAUAGUUCAGCAUGCUUUUUUGAGCCUCUACUGAAUGUUGUGUCCAUAACUGCAUAGCCAACUAAGACCUAAGAACACCACUGUCAGUUUAAAGUCAAUACUUUAAAUAUGUAUAGUUAAUAGAUUACUUAUAAUAUAGCAUUUAUGAAGUUCCUUGUAUCUAGAGACCCCCUGAUCGUUUGUGCUUGGAAGUGUGAAUAACCAGGGAAGGCAGUGACAUCAUCUGAUUCUAAAGUAAGUGUCUUAAGGGACUUACUUACAAAGGGACCUGUAAGUGCAGAGGCUUCAAUGUUGGAAAGGGCGUGGUAUAUUUGGAGAAGACUGGGAGGUAUAUGUGAUCAAAAUGCUCAAGGGAGAAUGGGGAAGGAAUCAGAAAGAAGAAAACAGUUAAAAUCCUCUCUCCUGGAGUGAUAAUUUUGUGGUCAGUGGCAUUCUACUUCCAACAACUUCCUGGCCAUCUGACGUUAGGUAGUUUACCUUGAUUUCCUCAUCUGUACAGUCAAUGGUGCUAACUGUGUCAGUGUCUAGGAGAGCUUUUCUAAGAACUAGAUGAGGAGAUACAGGGGUCUUGAGCACACCACUCAGAAUUAAGUCAUUCUCUCCUUUUUCUCGUUCUCCUCAGGACCCCUGGUGACAUCCUUGUUACUUUCAUCCUGACUGACAGAUGCUGAGUAGAGGCCUAGGAUUUGAUAGGAAGCGGCUGGCUUGGGAAUGCCUUUGAGUAAGCAACAUUUGGUUUGCUCCUUUCAGACAGGAGUUCUCCUUGAGAGCACCACACUCUAAACCUGGGUCACAUUUGUUCCAUGGGCUUCUAAAGCUAAUUCUGUAUUAUGUAGCACUUAUUUUAAUGUUCCAGUGGGUUAUCUCUUCACCUCAAAGAUUAAACUGAGAACUCCUUCUGGCAAGAAUGAAAGGAAAGGAAGAGGGGUUGUUGGCCAGCAAAAACAGAAUACAAGAGAAACUAGUGCCCAGAACGCCCACAUCAGCACACCACAUCCACUCCAAGGAGGCUUUUCAACCCCAAACAUCCAGCCAGGGAUUUUAGGUUUGGCCCUGGCAGAUUGAAAGACUCUCCAAGUUGGCCAACCCUCAUGGUGAACUCUUUGAGCGUGAUAGGCUGAAGGCAAUGGUAGGAACAGCCAAGAUGACUGGAUUCUAGUGUCGAAAGAGGAUGAGGUGAAACUAUUCAGAACAGAUGCAGACUGCUGCUGAAGGGAAAGGCAGAAGUGGGGAAGACUUUUUUCAAAAGAUCAUGGAGGAAACAAACACACAGAUUGCUUGGCCAUCAAAACUGAAGAUCGGAGCCAAAUCCAAGAAAGAAGGUCUGUGGCGAAAAGGCAGUUCACUGUUCCUUCUUGGCCCUGCCGGGUUGCAAGAUCCCCAUAUUAAGGUUUCUGGAAAGAAAGAAGAUGUUAAAGAAGCCAAGGAAAUGAUCAUGUCUGUCUUAGACACAAAAAGCAAUCGAGUCACAUUGAAGAUGGAUGUUUCACAUACAGAACAUUCGCAUGUAAUUGGCAAAGGUGGCAACAAUAUUAAAAAAGUGAUGGAAGAAACCGGAUGCCAUAUCCACUUUCCAGAUUCCAACAGGAAUAACCAAGCAGAAAAAAGCAACCAGGUUUCUAUAGCAGGACAACCGGCAGGAGUAGAAUCUGCCCGAGUUAGAAUUCGGGAGCUGCUUCCUUUGGUGCUGAUGUUUGAGCUACCAAUUGCUGGAAUUCUUCAACCGGUUCCUGAUCCUAAUUCCCCUUCUAUUCAGCAUAUAUCACAAACGUACAAUAUUUCAGUAUCAUUUAAACAGCGUUCCCGAAUGUAUGGUGCUACUGUCAUAGUACGAGGGUCUCAGAAUAACACUAGUGCUGUGAAGGAAGGAACUGCCAUGCUGUUAGAACAUCUUGCUGGGAGCCUAGCAUCAGCAAUUCCUGUGAGCACACAACUAGAUAUUGCAGCUCAGCAUCAUCUCUUUAUGAUGGGUCGAAAUGGGAGCAACAUCAAACAUAUUAUGCAGAGAACGGGUGCUCAGAUCCACUUUCCCGAUCCCAGUAAUCCACAAAAGAAAUCCACCGUCUACCUCCAGGGCACCAUUGAGUCUGUCUGUCUUGCAAGGCAAUAUCUCAUGGGUUGUCUUCCUCUUGUGUUGAUGUUUGAUAUGAAGGAAGAAAUUGAAGUAGAUCCACAAUUCAUUGCACAGUUGAUGGAACAGCUCGAUGUCUUCAUCAGUAUUAAACCAAAGCCCAAGCAGCCAAGCAAGUCUGUGAUUGUGAAAAGUGUUGAGCGAAAUGCCUUAAAUAUGUAUGAAGCAAGGAAAUGUCUCCUCGGACUUGAAAGCAGUGGGGUUACCAUAGCAACCAGUCCAUCCCCAGCAUCCUGCCCUGCCGGCCUGGCAUGUCCCAGCCUGGAUAUCUUAGCUUCAGCAGGCCUUGGACUCACUGGACUAGGUCUUUUGGGUCCCACCACGUUAUCUCUGAAUACUUCAACAACCCCAAAUUCACUCUUGAAUGCUCUUAAUAGCUCAGUCAGUCCUCUGCAGAGUCCAAGUUCUGGUACACCCAGCCCCACAUUAUGGGCACCCCCACUUGCUAAUACUUCAAGUGCCACAGGUUUUUCUGCUAUACCACACCUUAUGAUUCCAUCUACUGCCCAAGCCACAUUAACUAAUAUUUUGUUGUCUGGAGUGCCCACCUAUGGGCACACGGCUCCAUCUCCCCCUCCUGGCUUGACUCCUGUUGAUGUCCAUAUCAACAGUAUGCAGACCGAAGGCAAAAAAAUCUCUGCUGCUUUAAACGGACAUGCACAGUCUCCAAAUAUAAAAUAUGGUGCAAUAUCCACUUCAUCACUUGGAGAAAAAGUGCUGAGUGCAAAUCAUGGUGAUCCAUCCAUCCAGACAAGUGGGUCUGAGCAGGCAUCUCCCAAAUCAAGCCCUACUGAAGGUUGUAAUGAUGCUUUUGUUGAAGUAGGCAUGCCUCGAAGUCCUUCCCAUUCUGGAAAUGCUGGUGACUUGAAACAAAUGAUGUGUCCCUCCAAGGUUUCGUGUGCCAAAAGGCAGACGGUGGAGCUAUUGCAAGGCACGAAAAACUCACACUUACACAGCACUGACAGGUUGCUCUCAGACCCUGAACUGAGUGCUACGGAAAGCCCUUUGGCUGACAAGAAGGCUCCAGGGAGUGAGCGCGCUGCAGAGAGGGCAGCAGCUGCCCAGCAAAACUCCGAAAGGGCCCACCUUGCCCCACGGUCAUCAUAUGUCAACAUGCAGGCAUUUGACUAUGAACAAAAGAAGCUGUUAGCCACCAAAGCUAUGUUAAAGAAACCAGUGGUGACGGAGGUCAGAACACCCACAAAUACCUGGAGUGGCCUGGGGUUUUCUAAAUCCAUGCCAGCUGAAACUAUCAAGGAGUUGAGAAGGGCCAAUCAUGUGUCCUAUAAGCCCACAAUGACAACCACUUAUGAGGGCUCAUCAAUGUCCCUUUCACGAUCCAACAGUCGCGAGCACUUGGGAAGUGGAAGCGAAUCUGAUAACUGGAGAGACCGAAAUGGAAUUGGACCCACAAGUCAUAGUGACUUUGCAGCUUCUAUUGGCAGCCCUAAGCGUAAACAAAACAAAUCAACGGAACACUAUCUCAGCAGUAGCAAUUACAUGGACUGCAUUUCCUCGCUGACAGGAAGCAAUGGCUGUAACCUAAAUAGCUCUUUCAAAGGCUCUGACCUCCCUGAGCUCUUCAGCAAACUGGGCCUGGGCAAAUACACAGAUGUCUUCCAGCAACAAGAGAUCGAUCUUCAGACAUUCCUCACUCUCACAGAUCAGGAUCUGAAGGAGCUGGGAAUAACAACUUUUGGUGCCAGGAGGAAAAUGCUGCUUGCAAUUUCAGAACUAAAUAAAAACCGAAGAAGGCUUUUUGAAUCGCCAAACGCACGCACCUCUUUCCUGGAAGGUGGAGCAAGUGGAAGGCUACCCCGUCAGUAUCACUCAGACGUUGCUAGUGUCAGUGGCCGCUGGUAGCAGUGCCCUCUCGGCACAUGCCAGCCAACUAACUAUAAAGGUGGACACAGGAGAUUUGUGAACAGCCUUCACAGCACACCGUCCUCAGCACUCUGGGUGUCUGGUAUCAGGACCAAAGCAUCUUAUUCGCACCUGUACUUUAUGGCAAAAAGGAAAAAAAGAGAAGAUGUUCUCAUGAUGUCAUACAAAACGCCAAAUGUGGAUUACUUUAAAAUGGCAGUUGGACAGAAUUUGCAAUAUGGGGAUAGGGCUUUAUUUCCUGUUUUAUUACCUAUAUAACAUAUGCACUGAUUUUUUUUUAAUGAAGGAUGAAUUGACAUCUGGGAUGCCAGAAAACUUAGAAGUUAUUUUGUUUGCUUGUUUCAUUUUGGUAUUUGGGGAUUUUUAAAAAAAUAAUCAAAGUGGAAUUUUCUGGUACUGCUUUAAAAUGAGUAUUGCGGUCUUUCAGCACUUUACACGUUCUAAUUUCUUGUCCUGUGGAAAUUCUCACUGUCUCCAUCUCUCUCUCCCAUUUUCGUGUCACCAAAUAUGUUGGUACAGAUCAGAUUUAGUCACAUUUUUCUGACUACAUCAAACUUUCAUUUGAAAUGGUACUGGAUCUUAGUUUCUGUGCAGAGUACUCCAUGGCUUUGGGAAAUGUAAGUGAGUUCACUUGAUUCUGGACCAAUUCUGUUUCAUGUAUGUUAGCAUCCUAGAAACACUUAGCAAUGGACCUAGUUCAUGGUAAUAGGUGCAAAGAAAGACCAAAUGGACUUUGCAGUAUUAACCCUUUGCAGUCGUCAUAUUUAGCUGCUGCCUGUAAUGCUAAAAUGAUUUUAAUGGUUGUCUGGAGGCAAGGGGCUGUUUUUUAGUAUAUUGCCACUAAAGGACAUUUAUUUAUAUCAAACUUUUAUUUUUAGAUAUUAUAAGCAUACAGUACAUAAUUGAUGAAAUUGAUAUUUACUAGAGAUUUAUGGUAGAGAGUGGAUGACAUUCAAUAACUGGAGCCCUAGAUUGUCACUUUAUUUAAAAAGACAAAAUCAUCUGACAAGACAGCACUGUUGCCAUUAUGAGGAGAAACAGAUUACAAUCCUUAUGUACAUGUUAGCUAUGUUCCAUAUGGCCACAGGACUCUAAAACCCUGUCUGUCUGCUUGAAGUAGACUUAUGUUUGUUGAGAAUGAACAGGCUUAUUUGAGUCUCCAGGGUGGCAGUUUAUAAAGGUAAGUAAGUUCUGAAGGAAAAAGAUGUUUAAGUGGCUAGAUUCAUUAUUACAAUGUUAUACUGUGAAAGUCCAAGAAAUCAGGCAACAUUGUUUCCUGGGUCUUUUCAGAGACCUUAACGGAUUUAUGAAGUGUUUUUAAUCCAUGAAGAAAAUCACUAAAGUGCCUUUCUUUCUUCAAAGCAAUAUUAUUUCCAAGUAUAUUAAUUUGUUAGAAAACUUUCCCAUGGGAAAUGUUAAGUUACCUGUACUGUAAAGAGUUAUUUAUGUUCAGUAGUCAAGAUUUUCUACAUGGACAUAAACCACUCUCAUGUGCUCUCAGUAGAAGGCAUUAGAUAAGCAUAUACAAGAGUUGGGUUCUUUUAUACAAACAUGGGAUUAGAAAUACUUGGCUGGCAUUUUUUCAUUGCUGAAUCACACCAUUAAAGAACAAGAACUGAAGAGGCAUUUUGUACACAGAAAAAAAUUUCCCUUUAAAAAAUGGUAUUGGCUACUUUGAAGGCAUAGAUAAUGGGCAUGUCAUAAAACUAUCAGUUAUAACUGGCACUGAGGGCCUGCCGUUUUUAAACUAAACUAAGCCUUAUCUGCUUAAGGAUGUUGAACAAAAUCACUCCCUUUAGUCAUCCUGUGCAUAUGCGUACAAAUGGUCUUGUGGAUCAUGUGACGAACAUCCAUCUUAUUUGAUUGUAUUAAUGCAUCAUGAUAAACAUUUAGUACAGGUUAAUUCCAGAUUUGUGUCCUGUUCAACAACUCAGGACUCUAAAUGUUGUUAGGUCUUUAUUAAGACCUUCCCAGAUAAUAAUCAUUUGGAGCUCUUUUCCCAGCUCUCUACCAUGCAUUUGCAACAGGAGGAAGAUGGAAUGAAUAUGCAGUAUUAAGUUGAUGUAGCUUUUAUGAACAGUGCUUUGAUAUGCCAAAGGGAAAACUGUCCCACUUAAAUUAGAUUAAAUACAGUGGCUAAAAAUAAAAACACUGGAAAUUAUUUCUCUCACUUUCUCUUGAUGCAAUGAAGGGAAUAUGACACUACAGUAUACAGAGUUGUUAUAUGAUGCACAAAAUAUUUUGAUGAUUUGAAUAAAUGUUAACUUUUAAUCUCUGCCUUAAUAAUGACUGACUGGUUAUCUGUAAAUAUAGAACAGAUACAGAUUGUAUUUUUGUGUGGGUAUUUGUCCUUUUAGUGAUUUUUUUUUCCCAAAAAUAAGAGAUGGAAUUAACAUUGAAAAUGGGAAUUUUUUUCUAACCAAAUCAAUUGUUACAUGAAAAAUAAAUUUAUAUAACCCCUUUGUAUUGUUCUUGCUA
This is a messenger RNA of Callithrix jacchus (white-tufted-ear marmoset), 8912 nucleotides long. It is a transcript of the gene BICC1, whose product is annotated as BicC family RNA binding protein 1. Gene Ontology annotation, molecular function: protein binding; RNA binding. The record is from RefSeq and is a predicted model, not a curated record. NCBI's taxonomy places the organism in Eukaryota, Metazoa, Chordata, Mammalia, Primates, Cebidae. Gene Ontology annotation, cellular component: cytoplasm.